Molecule: messenger RNA, 737 nt
Organism: Prorocentrum cordatum
Lineage: Eukaryota; Dinophyceae; Prorocentrales; Prorocentraceae
Source: the annotation of a GenBank genome assembly
GACCCCGCCCUCGAGUUCCCUCGGGCACAGUUGCGCGCGUGGUUCGACCUCUACGCGCACCGCCCUGACCUGAGGAAGAUGAUCGCCAAAGCCUGGGGCAAGAUAUAUGCCAGACUCAGGAUUGCCCCAAAGCAGCAUCGUUGGCGACAGAGGCGUGGAGUCAUUGGUUCCCUGAUCCUGACCUUGUGGGAGGCCAACUGGGACCCCAAGCUGGCCACACGCUGGAGAGACCCUCGUGGUGACGAUUGGGAAAUGGCGGAGGACGCAGCUGAAAAAGACCCCUCCACCAUCAUCGAUGCCAUCGUCGAGGACAUCGAGAAGGCCUUGUGGCAGAAGGCGGCAGCACACCACAACGGCAAGGGCAUGGAGGACGGAGUCGACACCACCGACGCGCGGCGGCACCUGGCCAGGCUGAGGAAGCAGGACAGGCUCCCCGAGGCCAACGCCCUGCUCACCGCCAUGACGGCGGGCACCUGGACGCCUGCACGCAGGUUCGACCUCUACGGCGACCUCGCUGGCACGGGCAACUGCAGCUGCGGUGUUAGAGCUGACGACCUCCACCGCAUAUGGGGACAGUGCUCGGACAGGGUGAUCCACCCUGCCUUUGAGAAGUCAGAGCACCUGGUCACCAUGGCGCUGGCGGGUGCGGAGCACACUCCGUGCUUCUGGCUGCGGGGCUUGCCACCAACCUCGUGGACGACGCCGCCGCCGUGCGAGACGCCCUACACGGAGGAGAG